AUGAAAGAUACACUCACUCUUUUACUAUGCGGCAACGCAAGUGGUGAUUUCAAGGUCAAGCCACUGCUUGUUUACCAUUCCAAUAAUCCGAAGAGGAUCGUCAGAAAGAUUUCCCGAUCUUUCCUCGUUCUCCAUUUCUUAUCUCCCUUUCAUAGAGGAUUCCCCUUUCCUCGUUACCCAUUUCUUUGGGCUUCCCUUUCUUUUGAGACAGAGUUUCCCCUUUCCUCCUCGUUAUCCAUUCUUAUUGUCCCAUUUCAAAUUGAGGGACUUCCCCUUUCCUCGUUCCCGAUCAUUUCAUUGUCCCCAUUUGGAAGGAAAAAUCAGAUUACAGAGUUCCUCGUUCUCCAUUUCUUGUCCCUUUCAGACGGUGUGGUGGUUAUAAACCUCGUUCCACAAGUCAUUGUCCCCGAGCGCUUGAGAGGAUGUUCCCCUUUCUUCGUUCCCUAUUUCUUGUCCCCUUUAAUAGAGAGGAGUUCCCUUUCCUCGUUCCCCAUUUCUUAUAAACUUAAGAAAAAGGAGUUCCCUUUUCUCGUUCCCCAUUUCUUGUCCCCUGUCAUAGUAAGUUUUAACGAGUCCAUGUUGUUUAACAUUUUUUGUCCCCUUUCCAGGAAGUGGAUGUUCCCCUUUCCUCGUUCUCCAUUCCUUGUCCGUACUUUCCAUGAGGAGUCCCCCUUUCCUCGUUACCCAUUUCUUGUCGCCUUUCAUAGAGAGGAGUUCCCUUUCCUCGUUCCCCAUUCCUCGUCCCCUUUCAUAGAGAGGAGUUCCCCUUUCCUCGUUCCCCAUUUCUUGUCCCCAUUCAUAGAGAGGAGUUCCCCUUUCCUCGUUCCCCAUUUCUUGUCCCCUUUCAUAGGGAGGAGUUCCCUGUUCCUCGUUCUCCAUUUCUUGUCCCUUUUCAGAGAGGGAGUUCCUCUUUCCUCGUUCCCAUUUCUUGUCCCCUUUCAUAGAGAGGAGUUCCCUUUCUUCGUUCCCCAUUUCUUGUCCCCUUUCAUAGAGAGGAGUUCCCCUUUCCUCGUUCUCCAUUUUCUUGUUCCCUUUCAUAGAGGAGUUCCCUUUCCUCGUUCCCCAUUUCUUGUUCCCUUUCAUAGAGAGGAGUUCCCCUUUCCUCGUUCUCCAUUUCUUGUUCCCUUUCAUAGAGAGGAGUUCCCCUUUCCUCGUUCCCCAUUUCUUGUCCCCUUUCAUAGAGAGGAGUUCCCCUUUCCUCGUUCCCCAUUUCUUGUCCCCUUUCAUAGAGAGGAGUUCCCCUUUCCUCGUUCUCCAUUUCUUGUUCCCUUUCAUAGAGAGGAGUUCCCCUUUCCUCGUUCUCCAUUUCUUGUCCCCUUUCAUAGAGAGGAGUUCCCUUUCCUCGUUCCCCAUUUCUUGUCCCCUUUCAUAGAGAGGAGUUCCCUUUUCCUCAGAGGAGUUCCCUUUCCUCGUUCCCCAUUUCUUGUCCCCUUUCAUAGGGAGGAGUUCCCCUUUCCUCGUUCCCCAUUUCUUGUCUCCUUUCAUAGAGAGGAGUUCCUCUUUCCUCGUUCCCCAUUCCUCGUCCCCUUUCAUAGAGAGGAGUUCCCCUUUCCUCGUUCUCCAUUUCUUGUCCCCUUUCAUAGAGAGGAGUUCCUCUUUCCUCGUUCUCCAUUUCUUGUCCCCUUUCAUAGGGAGGAGUUCCUCUUUCCUCGUUCUCCAUUUCUUGUCCCCUUUCAUAGAAUGGAGUUCCCUUUCCUCGUUCUCCAUUUCUUGUCCCCUUUCAUAGGAGGAGUUCCCCUUUCCUCGUUCCCAUUUCUUGUCCCCUUUCAUAGAGAGGAGUUCCUCUUUCCUCGUUCUCCAUUUCUUGUCCCCUUUCAUAGAGAGGAGUUCCCUUUCCUCGUUCUCCAUUUCUUGUCCCCUUUCAUAGAGAGGAGUUCCCCUUUCCUCGUUCUCCAUUUCUUGUCCCCUUUCAUAGAGAGGAGUUCCCCUUUCCUCGUUCCCCAUUUCUUGUCCCCUUUCAUAGAGAGGAGUUCCUCUUUCCUCGUUCUCCAUUUCUUGUCCCCUUUCAUAGAGAGGAGUUCCCCUUUCCUCGUUCUCCAUUUCUUGUCCCCUUUCAUAGGGAGGAGUUCCUCUUUCCUCGUUCCCCAUUCCUCGUCCCCUUUCAUAGAGAGGAGUUCCCCUUUCCUCGUUCUCCAUUUCUUGUCCCCUUUCAUAGAGAGGAGUUCCCCUUUCCUCGUUCCCCAUUUCUUGUUCCCCUUUCAUAGGGAGGAGUUCCCCUUUCCUCGUUCUCCAUUUCUUAGAGGAGUUCCCUUUCCUCGUUCCCCAUUUCUUGUCCCCUUUCAUCGAGAGGAGUUCCUCUUUCCUCGUUCUCCAUUUCUUUGUCCCUUUCAUAGGAGGAGUUCCUCUUUCCUCGUUCUCCAUUUCUUGUCCCCUUUCAUAGAGAGGAGUUCCCCUUUCCUCGUUCCCCAUUCCUCGUCCCCUUUCAUAGAGAGGAGUUCCCCUUUCCUCGUUCCCCAUUUCUUGUCCCCUUUCAUAGAGAGGAGUUCCUCUUUCCUCGUUCCCCAUUUCUUGUUCCCUUUCAUAGAGAGGAGUUCCUCUUUCCUCGUUCCCCAUUUCUUGUCCCCUUUCAUAGAGAGGAGUUCCUCUUUCCUCGUUCCCCAUUUCUUGUCCCCUUUCAUAGAGAGGAGUUCCCCUUUCCUCGUUCCCCAUUUCUUGUUCCCUUUCAUAGAGAGGAGUUCCCCUUUCCUCAGAGGAGUUCCUCUUUCCUCGUUCCCCCAUUUCUUGUCCCCUUUCAUAGAAUGGAGUUCCCCCUUUCCUCCUUCCCCCCCAUUCCUCGUCCCCUUUCAUAGAGAGGAGUUCCCUUUCCUCGUUCCCCAUUUCUUGUUCCCCUUUCAUAGAGAGGAGUUCCUCUUUCCUCGUUCUCCAUUUCUUGUCCCCUUUCAUAGGGAGGAGUUCCCUUUCCUCGUUCUCCAUUUCUUGUCCCCUUUCAUAGGGAGGAGUUCCCCUUUCCUCAGAGGAUUUCCUUUUCCUCGUUCUCCAUUUCUUGUCCCCUUUCAUAGAGAGGGAGUUCCUCUUUCCUCGUUCCCCAUUUCUUGUCCCUUUCAUAGAGAGGAGUUCCCCUUUCCUCGUUCCCCAUUUCUUGUCCCUUUCAUAGAGAGGAGUCCCCCUUUCCUCGUUCUCCAUUUCUUGUCCCCUUUCAUAGGGAGGAGUUCCUCUUUCCUCGUUCCCCAUUUCUUGUCCCCUUUCAUAGAGAGGAGUUCCCUUUCCUCGUUCCCCAUUUCUUGUCCCUUUCAUAGAGAGGAGUUCCUCUUUCCUCGUUCUCCAUUUCUUGUCCCUUUCAUAGAGAGGAGUUCCUCCUCGUUCCUCGUUCCCCAUUUCUUGUCCCCUUUCAUAGAGAGGAGUUCCUCUUUCCUCAGAGGAGUUCCUUUUCCUCGUUCCCCAUUUCUUGUCCCCUUUCAUAGAGAGGAGUUCCUCUUUCCUCGUUCUCCAUUUCUUGUCCCCUUUCAUAGAGAGGGAGUUCCCUUUCCUCGUUCUCCAUUUCUUGUCCCCUUUCAUAGAGAGGAGUUCCUCUUUCCUCGUUCCCCAUUUCCUGUUCCCUUUCAUAGAGAGGGAGUUCCCCUUCCUCGUUCUCCAUUUCUUGUCCCCUUUCAUAGAGAGGAGUUCCUCUUCCUCGUUCUCCAUUUCUUGUCCCCUUUCAUAGAGAGGAGUUCCCCUUUCCUCGUUCUCUAUUUCUUGUCCCCUUUCAUAGAGAGGAGUUCCCCUUUCCUCGUUCCCCAUUCCUCGUCUUCUUUCAUAGAGAGGAGUCCCUUUCCUCGUUCUCCAUUUCUUGUCCCCUUUCAUAGAGAGGAGUUCCUUUUUUUCUCAGAGGAGAUCCCCUUUCCUCGUUCCCCAUUCCUCGUCCCUUUUCAUAGAGAGGAGUUCCCCUUUCUCGUUCUCCAUUUCUUGUCCCCUUUCAUAGAGAGGAGUUCCUCUUUCCUCGUUCCCCCAUUUCUUGUCCCUUUUCAUAGAGAGGAGUUCCCCUUUCCUCGUUCUCCAUUUCUUGUCCCCUUUCAUAGAGAGGAGUUCCCUUUCCUCAGAGGAGUUCCCUUUCCUCGUUCCCCAUUUCUUGUCCCCUUUCAUAGAGAGAGAGUUCCCUUUCCUCGUUCCCCAUUUCUGUUCCCUUUCAUAGAGAGGAGUUCCUCUUUCCUCGUUCCCCAUUUCUUGUCCCCUUUCAUAGAGAGGAGUUCCCUUCCUCGUUCUCCAUUUCUUGUUCCCUUUCAUAGAGAGGAGUUUCCCUUCCUCGUUCCCCAUUUCUUGUCCCCUUUCAUAGAGAGGAGUUCCCCUUUCCUCGUUCCCCAUUUCUUGUCCCCUUUCAUAGAGAGGAGUUCCCCUUUCCUCGUUCUCCAUUUCUUGUCCCCUUUCAUAGAGAGGAGUUCCCUUUUCCUCGUUCCCCAUUUCUUGUCCCCUUUCAUAGAGAGGAGUUCCCCCUUUCCUCAUUUCCCCUUUCAUUUCCUGUUCCCCAUUUCUUCCUUUCAUAGAGAGGAGUUCCCCUUUCCUCGUUCUCCAUUUCUUGUCCCCUUUCAUAGAGAGGAGUUCCCCUUUCCUCGUUCCCCAUUUCUUGUCCCCUUUCAUAGAGAGGAGUUCCCCUUUCCUCGUUCCCCAUUUCUUGUCCCCUUUCAUAGAGAGGAGUUCCCCUUUCCUCGUUCCCCAUUUUCGUCCCCUUUCAUAGAGAGGACUCCCACUUUCUUCGUUCUCCUUUCCGCGUCCCCUUUCUUAGAGAGGAGUCACCCUUUCCUCGUUCCCCAACCCUCGUCCCCUUUCAUCUAG
Acanthosepion pharaonis is the source of this 4746-nucleotide messenger RNA. The record is from the annotation of a GenBank genome assembly. Lineage: Eukaryota; Metazoa; Mollusca; Cephalopoda; Sepiida; Sepiidae.